AUGCCCUUCCCAGAGACUCUGGAAGCCAAACCUCGGGUCAUAUUUUUCACCGACUUCGACGGCACAAUCACCCUCCAGGAUACCAAUGACUUCAUCACAGACAACUAUGGCAUGGGCUUCGACCAGCGGCGCGAGCUCUUCCGCGCAGUCAUCAACAAGACGGACACGUUCCGUAACACGUUCCAGCAGAUGGUGGAUUCCUGGAACUUGCCGUUCCCCCGCGUCCUGGGGAUCCUGAAAGAGAACAUCAGCUUGGACCCGGCAUUUAGAGACUUUGUGCUGUGGGCCCGCGACAUGAAAGUGCCUGUCAUCGUGUUGAGUAGCGGCAUGGCUCCCGUGCUGGAGGCCCUGUUGAACCACCUGUUGGGCGAAGACCUGAUGCAGGAUCUGGAGAUCGUGGCGAACGCGACGCAACUAAAACCCCCUGAAAAUUCGCUCGACAAGCCCGGUGGCUGGACGAUAAAGUACCGUGACGACUCGGGCUUUGGGCACGACAAGUCUCUCACCAUCCGCCCCUACGCGGACGCCAUUGCCAAAAUGCCUGCGCAAGAGCGGCCUACGCUUUUGUACGCGGGCGACGGCGUCUCUGACCUGAGUGCUGCAAGGGAGACGGAUCUCUUAUUUGCCAGGGAAGGAAUGGAUCUGGUGACGUACUGCGAGAACGAAGGGAUCCCGUUCACCGAAUUCAGCGGCUGGGACAGCAUUCUCGAAGAGACAAAGGACAUCUACGAGGGGAGGAAGACGGUCAAGAAUCUAGCCGAAGAGGGCUUGAGGCGACACCGGACCAAUUCUAUGGAGUCAAAUGCGAUGCCAAAGCCCACAAUCAGGUGA
Molecule: messenger RNA, 831 nt
Organism: Cladophialophora psammophila CBS 110553
Lineage: Eukaryota; Fungi; Ascomycota; Eurotiomycetes; Chaetothyriales; Herpotrichiellaceae
Exons: 1
Coding region: 1-831 (276 amino acids)
Molecular function (GO): phosphatase activity
Source: RefSeq, a predicted model, not a curated record